AUGCUUUCGAUUUUUCUGGUGAUUUUUCUUCAAUUUGCAACAAUAUAUGGUCAGUAUGGAAUGUUCGGUGGAUAUGGAAUGAACUAUGGAAUAAACCCGUAUAUGGGAGGUAUUUAUGGAACCACAAAUCUCGUUGCCGACGACGAACCUCCAAAAAACAAGCGUGAUUGUCGCGGUCUUCCAUCCAUGAGAGCUCGAAGUAUUUGCAGAUACGGUAAUCCGAUGGGCGGCACAUUCGGAUGCACUGAUAUGAGUCCACAGUGCGCUUUGUGGGCGAGUACUGGUCAAUGCGCAACGAAUCCACUAACAAUGAGAUCAAUGUGCGCCAUGUCGUGCGGAUUGUGUCUUGGUACAGGAUUAGGCGCGAUCGGCACUGGCUUGGGAGCUGCUUAUCCAUUUGUGGGACGCUCGAUUUAUGAAACUGGAAUUUUCCGAUCACCUGAUGCUGAUUUAAAGCCGAUUGUGGCAAGAUUUCUCUAG
Caenorhabditis bovis is the source of this 480-nucleotide messenger RNA. NCBI's taxonomy places the organism in Eukaryota, Metazoa, Nematoda, Chromadorea, Rhabditida, Rhabditidae. The record is from the annotation of a GenBank genome assembly.